This is a messenger RNA of Pecten maximus, 3241 nucleotides long. Its product is annotated as solute carrier family 28 member 3-like. Gene Ontology annotation, cellular component: membrane. Gene Ontology annotation, biological process: nucleoside transmembrane transport. Bases 32 to 1912 code for a protein of 626 amino acids. The record is from RefSeq and is a predicted model, not a curated record. Gene Ontology annotation, molecular function: nucleoside:sodium symporter activity. NCBI's taxonomy places the organism in Eukaryota, Metazoa, Mollusca, Bivalvia, Pectinida, Pectinidae. The transcript is spliced from 11 exons.
CUAUGUAUCAGUGUAGGUGAAAAUAUACGGUAUGAUGAACAAGCAGGAUAUCGAUAAGAAAGAUAUAAUAGUGGUACCUGGAGAUCUCGAGAGACAUGGAAUGGCCAGUCAACAGAUGUACACCAAGGUUCCAAGCACAGCUGAAAUAACAUAUUCGGAAGACCUCAAGAAAGAAACAGUGAUAACAGUUACUAUCAACGACGGGGAUACGCCAGAAGUAAAUACGAGAGAAAGACAGAGGUUUUCCGAAUGCAUAGCAACGUACAAAGAACCUGUUACCAGGGCAACCAAAGUUAUCUUAGCGGGAUUAUUUCUUGCAUAUGUUGGAUAUUCAAUGACAGUUGAAUUCGGUUCUGAAAAUUCUUUAAGACUUCUGAUUGGAACCAUAUUAUGGUACCUAUUUCUGUCGUGGAAUCUUAUUCAAAAAUGGAAAUGGUUUGCAAACAUCUACACUGACUUAAAGCAACUUAAAUGCCAAGGGAGAAUUCAAUUGAAAAUAAGAAAAUUUAUCAGAUGGAGUCUAUACAUCGCCAUGCUGGUGGUCAUUGGGUCGAUGGUAGGGAUUGCUGUAGUUAAAGGAAAUUUCCGGAAUCUUGUGUCGCUCUGUGGACUAUUAGCCUUCCUGCUUCUUUUGUAUGCAACAUCCUUGGAUCGCGCAAACAUAUCCUGGCAUUCCGUGUUUUGGGGGUUUGGAAUUCAGUUCACCCUAGCCAUUUUAGUCUUGUACACAAGUGGCGGCAAAGAUACUGUCGUUUGGUGCAGCACGCGACUCAGCGAACUACUUUCGCAUUCUAGAAAAGGGUCAGAAUUCGUCUUUGGAAAAAACUACGCGCAGUUUUAUAUGGCUUUUGGUAUUUUACCAAAGGUAAUAUUCUUUGUUUCUCUCGUGAGGGUCCUAACCUAUCUAGGAGUCCUCAGCUUCAUCAACCGUAAUUUGGGAACCAUGUUAGCUUUUUGUACAGGAACAAGCAACUCCGAAUCUAUUUGUGCCGCGGCCAACAUAUUUGUGGGAGGGGGACAAGCUAUACUCUUCAUCAAAGAAUAUAUGAACUUUCUGACAGAACCGGAGAUAUUCUGUGUGUUCGUGGGAGACCUCGCCUCUAUCGGUGGUGGCGCUGUGGUAUUAUACUCAGGGUAUGGGGUUCCUGUGCAGUAUUUGAUAUCAGCAUCUGUUCUUUCUGCACCUGCUGCAUUGGCCGCAGCUAAACUAAACUACCCUAGUUCGCCCACUCUACAGAUAUCGGAUGAAAACGUCAAAAAGGAGGAAGUUGAAAGAACGGAGUCGAACGUCCUUCAUGCUUUGUCCCUUGGAGCGAGACAAGGAUUAACCUUCGUAGCCAGUAUUAUGGUCAACAUCAUGGUUCUUUUAGCCGUCCUGGACUUUGCUGAUACCUCUUUACAAUGGUUUGGGGCCAGGGCAGGAUUGGAAAAUUUAAAUUUUGAGACAAUCUCUUCUUACCUGUUUUAUCCGUUUGCGUUCCUGAUUGGCGUAGAUACUGGAGAUUGUUUCAGGGUCGCAAACCUUUUAGGCUUAAGGAGCCUGAUUGAUUUAACCGUAGCAUAUAUUCGGAUUGGAGAAUAUGUCAACAACAAAGAAUCUUUUAAUGAAUACUCGUUAUUAUUCAACGACACAGUAUUCUAUGAAGAUUCUUACGACGUAUUUUUACCACAAUGGAACAAAACUCUUGUAAAAGGCAUCUUGUCGGACCGUUCCGAGGUCAUCACUUGCUACGCCUUGUGUGGCUUUGCCUCGUUGUCGUCCCUCGGUAUUAGUAUAGGUUCUAUCGCUGUACUUGCCCCAAGAUACAUCGGUGCCGUCACCAAGCUGGCGCCACGUGCCGUUAUAGUCGGCACUAUAGCUUGUUACUUCACAGCUUGUGUGGCUGGUAUGAUUUACCAGGAGGAAAUGUGACAUGUGCAUUCUAGUGAUGCAUUCACCGACAAAAUUACCAAUAUGUGUCGUUGAUAAAAAGUAACAAAUUCUGAUAAUUGUAGAAUCGGUAUUUAAGUUUUAAGUAAAAAAGUUUCGAAGAAACGUUAAUGUGAAUAUGCAUGUAUCUUCAACAAUUGACUUUAUCCUUAAAAUAGCAUAAAAGGCAUUGACACAAUACAUUUGCAAUGAGUUUAUACUGAAUGAAACAUCAAUUUUUAUGCAAAGCGAAUGAUAAACUCCAUAUUCCCAGGCAAUCAUAAAUUCUUAUUUCUCGUGUUGUUUGCAAGAAUGAAAGUACAGAUGUAUGUGAAUGUAUUCCUACAUGAUGUCAAAAGAUGAUAUUAAAAUUAAUUUAUGUAUUUAGCUAUCUUUCGAUAACUGUCAAUUUGUAAUCAUAAAAAAUACCAAUGCUCAGUAGAUUUCAUUUUGAUUUUCCCUAGGUAAUAUUUAGAUUACACAAUGUCGGAAGUUACUUCACCCGUGUUCUAACAAAAAGAUCACGAUUGAGUUCAAACGUCGCGUAUAAAAAUAACGAAUUAACCUGAUUGUUAAUCAGUAUUUUUCAGUAUGGAGUUUGCAAUGUUUCGAGGACAUCCUGAAACGUUCCAUUAUUUUCUGAAAAAAAUGUUCAUGGAUACAGUAAGCGUGUAAAAUAUAUAAGCAUAUAUCUUUAAGGCAUCUUUCAAACAAUCUUAUGUUAUCUCUCGAAUAGCGAAAAAUAAAAAUCAGUGUUAUAAUGACAUUUGUAAUAAUUGAGUUUAUUGCAUUUUUGCCAGUGAAAUAUAGACAUUUACCAAACUAAUAAAACGUAUGUUUUCACUGCAGCUAUGAGAUAUUGCAAUGAUAUAAGUUUUGCAGUGAAAAUAUAAGUUUUUCGAUUUUAACCAAUCAGAGCUAACCUUUUUAUUCACCUCAUUUAAGCUUGCCGAUUUUCCCAGUCGAAGCGGAUAUUGAUUAAUUGGUUUAUUUUGCUGUGUUUCUGAAAUAUUCUGACUAGUUGUUGACAAAACUCAUUUGACGUUGGCUAUUUAUGCACAGAUUCUCCGAUAACACCAGAAAACGUGUAAAUUGCGUUGAUCAGUCCUUUCAAAAUGGCGCCGUCAAAUUGACGUGGAGUAACGUCACACCGAGAAGACGUCAUUAAUUUUUUCGAUGUUUUUAAUUUUGUUUUUAAGUUUAUAAAAUGCAAUAGAAAGAAAAAUGAAUGGUUUCCCGUUUAAUAUAACAUAUCUUUCACUCGUGUGACAGAAUAUUUCAAUAUUUUUCACUCGUGCUUCGGACUCGUGAAAAUAUCGAUAUUCUGCCAUA